AAAUAUGUGGUCGAAAUGAAACUUUUGGCCCGUGCGUUAUGCGUUGUCCCAAACAUUAUUGUCCAAAAGAUGACAGCAUAUUCCAAGUGGCGUGCUUACCACCGUCACCUUGCUUUGCAUUCGGAGGAUGUUUUUGUAAGGCCAAUUAUUUACGGACCAAUGAUGAGGAAGAACGGUGUAUCUUAGCUUCAGACUGCCCUCCUAUAGAAUGUACACGGAAGAAUGAGAUAUGGAACCCCUGCCCCGGACCAUGUUUCACAGAAUACUGCGGUUCGGAAGUGCCGAAAACGUGCAAUAAUUUAGUUGAUCAUAUGUGCAGACCGCAGUGCGUUUGUCUAAAAAACUACCGCAGAUACUAUACCACAAAUGAGUGUAUACCUGAAAACGAUUGCCCUGCAGUUGUAUAAAUCUAUUUAAACACUUACCCUGAAGAUAAAGGGCACAGUGGUACCGUCAUUCAAAUGCAAUUAGAUUCAAGAUAAAAUAAUAAGUCCAAUUUUUUAAGCUUAAUAUUGG
Molecule: messenger RNA, 516 nt
Organism: Bicyclus anynana (squinting bush brown)
Lineage: Eukaryota; Metazoa; Arthropoda; Insecta; Lepidoptera; Nymphalidae
Product: inducible metalloproteinase inhibitor protein-like
Exons: 3
Coding region: 39-407 (122 amino acids)
Source: RefSeq, a predicted model, not a curated record